This is a messenger RNA of Lecanosticta acicola, 1630 nucleotides long. The record is from the annotation of a GenBank genome assembly. Lineage: Eukaryota; Fungi; Ascomycota; Dothideomycetes; Mycosphaerellales; Mycosphaerellaceae.
AUGACGACCAAGUCUGGCCAGCCGGCUCUCCAGCCCAAGGGCAUGCCCGCCUACGACCCAGAGAUAUCGGAUAUGGCCGACUUCAUUCACAAUUACAAGAUCAAUUCCGACCUGGCUGUAAGAUUCGUCUCUCGAGGCUUGUGGUAGAGAAGAGCACCUGUGCUGAAUAUGGAUCAUAGAUUGACACUGCUCGCUUCGUCUUCCUUGACACCAUUGGCUGUGGUCUCAAGGCCCUCGAGUUCCCAACUUGCACCAAGCUCCUCGGACCAAUCGUCCCCGGCACAGAGGUCCCCAAUGGCACUCGGGUGCCCGGUACGCCAUACAUCCUCAGCCCCAUUGACGGUGCUUUCAACAUCGGUGCCAUGAUCAGAUGGCUCGACUUCAACGACUGCUGGCUGGCUGCCGAGUGGGGUCACCCCUCCGACAACCUGGGCGCCAUCCUUGCCGUGGCCGACUGGAUCAACAGGACCAACAAGUCGGGCACCCAUACCUACAACAACGGCAAGAUCUUCACCAUCCAUGAUGUGCUGGAGGGCAUGGUCAAGGCACACGAGAUUCAGGGUUGCUUGGCACUGGAGAACAGCUUCAACAAGGUCGGCUUGGACCACGUUGUAAACGUCAAGGUUGCUUCCACCGCCGUCGUCUCUCAAAUGCUGGGUCUCAACCUGGAGCAGACCAAGGCCGCCAUCUCCCAAGCCUGGGUCGACGGCCAAAGCAUGCGUACAUAUCGCCACACCCCCAACACCAUGUCCCGCAAGUCCUGGGCUGCUGGUGACGCCUGCCAGCGUGCCGUGGAUAUGUCUCUGAAGGUCCUGAAGGGCGAGGGCGGUCUUCCAACCGUCCUCUCCACUCCCGUCUGGGGUUUCUACGAUGUCAACUUCAAUGGCCAAAAGUUCAAGUUCCAGCGCCCCUAUGGCACCUAUGUGAUGGAGAACGUCCUCUUCAAGGUCUCUUACCCAGCUGAGUUCCACUCGCAGACCGCAAUUGAGGCCGCCGAGCGCAUCCACCACAAGCUGAAGAAGCUGGGCAAGUCUGCAGAGGACAUUGAGGAGAUCACCAACCGCACUCACGAGGCUUGCAUCCGUAUCAUUGACAAGCAGUUCAAGCCCAUGGACAACUACGCCGAUCGUGACCAUUGCGUGCAGUACAUGUGCUCCGUGAUGCUUGUGUACGGAAGACUUACUGCAGACGACUACACCGACGGCGGUGAGGCUGCCACUAGCCCGCUCGUCGAGAGCUUGAGGCAACGCAUUGCUUGCAAGGAAGACCCACAGUUCACCAAGGACUACCAUGACCCAGAGAAGCGCACCAUCUCCAACGCUCUCACCGUGAAGCUCAAGGAUGGCACUGUUCUGGAAGAGGAGGUCGUGGAGGCUCCUCUCGGCCACAGACUCAGGAGAGAAGAGGCCAAGCCGGAGAUCUUGGCCAAGUUCAAGAGGCACAUCGAGCCGCACUUUUCGGCAGAUCACGUCAAGGUAUGUCCUUUUUUUAUUUCCCCCCAUGUUUCUCAAACGUAUGCUGACUUCUCACUUCGCAGAAACUGGUCGACCUCGGCAACGACCCAUCAACGCUCUACAAGAUGCCAGUACACGAGUACAUGGAUCUGUAUGUGAAGGACAAGAUCUUGUAA